AUGACGAUUAAUCCAGUGCGGCCCACACCCACCGAACGUUUUUGUAUCACUUUCAUCGGUGGAGGACAUCUGGCUCAAGCCAUGAUCCAAGGCAUCUUGAGCAGCGAAAAGGCAAAAGAAGUGGACAGGAUCGCCAUUACAGCUCGUCGUUCCGACCGUGCACGAGAAUUGAAGGCGAAAUUCCCAGAUGCGCUGGUGACUCUGGAUAAUCUUGACCCAGACCUCUGGGCUCCGAUUACAUCGCACACGGUUUUUGUUUGCACUCGACCUGCCGACGUGCCGGGUAUAUUCACCCAGCUGAGCAAUCUUCUUGUGACACUGGAUCCAACAAUCAGACCCACUCUCGUAACAAUGUGCCCAGGGGUUCGAAUUGCUCAGUUGGAAGAGCGGUUGCCCGCGAACAGCGCCAUUAUUCGAUCUAUGCCCAAUACACCGCUGGAAGUCGGCGAGGGAGCUACUGCACUAUGUGCCAAUCCUGGUGCUUCUGGUCGAGUUAACCAUGUUGCUGCUAUAUUCCAGACCAUCUGUCCUGUUGUGCGUGUAGUAGAGGAGCACUUGUUGGAUGUGGUGGCUGCGGUGGCUGGGUCGGCACCUGCUUAUUUCUACUAUCUGAUUGAAUCCCUGGUGGCUGCUGCGGGGGCCCAUGGCUUGUCUCCUGACAUUGCAGAAGCGAUGAUUACUCAAUCAUGUAUCGGAGCUGGAGUUUUGGCGCGAGCUGCAAAUCGGUCGGUCGAGUCGUUGCGCCAGGAAGUGUGCGUCCCUGGAGGGAGUACAGAGAAAGCAAUCCUCAACCUCCGGAAGGGCGAUCUCCCAGGCAUAGUACAAUCCAGUGUUGAGAAAAGCAUACAGGCAAACCGAGCAAUGGGAGAGAUUGGAGAGGCCGAGGAAUAG
Penicillium lagena is the source of this 891-nucleotide messenger RNA. Its product is annotated as pyrroline-5-carboxylate reductase family protein. Gene Ontology annotation, biological process: L-proline biosynthetic process. Gene Ontology annotation, molecular function: pyrroline-5-carboxylate reductase activity. The transcript has 2 exons. The coding region runs from base 1 to 891 and encodes 296 amino acids. NCBI's taxonomy places the organism in Eukaryota, Fungi, Ascomycota, Eurotiomycetes, Eurotiales, Aspergillaceae. The record is from RefSeq and is a predicted model, not a curated record.